Messenger RNA from Anoplopoma fimbria (sablefish), 2971 nucleotides. It is a transcript of the gene homer2, whose product is annotated as homer scaffold protein 2. The record is from RefSeq and is a predicted model, not a curated record. Gene Ontology annotation, biological process: regulation of store-operated calcium entry; G protein-coupled glutamate receptor signaling pathway. The coding region runs from base 186 to 1250 and encodes 354 amino acids. Gene Ontology annotation, molecular function: G protein-coupled glutamate receptor binding. The transcript is spliced from 9 exons. Lineage: Eukaryota; Metazoa; Chordata; Actinopteri; Perciformes; Anoplopomatidae. Gene Ontology annotation, cellular component: plasma membrane; dendrite; cytoplasm.
UCAUAUUUCAGUUGUCUCUCUCUCUCUCGGCAGCAGGAGGACUUGUCCUGAGCUUGGUGGACUCUUUGGACCUCUAAUCAUCGGUGGACUUUGACUUCGCUUUAAAAUAACAAUUUCCCCCUUUUUAACCUUGCAGCCAAUAGAGCCAAUAUAUUAAUACGGAGUUGUUCCUCAAGUCCGCGGCAAUGGGGGAGCAGCCGAUCUACACCACCAGGGCCCAUGUCUUCCAAAUCGACCCAACCACCAAGAAGAACUGGGUCCCUGCCAGCAAGCAGGCCGUCACCGUCUCCUAUUUUUACGACAGCACACGCAACAGCUACCGCAUCAUCAGCGUGGAUGGAUCCAAGGUGAUCAUCAACAGUACCAUCACGCCCAACAUGACAUUCACCAAGACAUCGCAGAAGUUUGGCCAGUGGGCAGACAGCAGGGCCAACACUGUGUUCGGACUGGGCUUCUCUUCGGAGCAGCAACUUGCCAAGUUUUCUGAGAAGUUCCAGGAGGUAAAAGAAGCAGCCAAGCUAGCAAGGGACAAAUCUCAAGACAAGGUGGACACAUCGAGUAAUCACUCCCAGGAGUCUGGACGUGACACGCCCUCAACCAACCAGGCGUCCAGCAUUAAUGGCACAGAUGAUGAGAAAAUCUCUUAUGUCGGUCCGGAGGCUGCUGUGCUGCAGACCGAGAACGAACGUCUUAAGAGUGCAGUAGAACAGAGCAACACCAACGCCAAGAAGUGGGAAACAGAGCUGCAGACUUUAAGAGAAAAUAAUGCCAGGCUGGUGGAUGCACUGCAGGAGUCCUCGGCUAAUGUAGAGAGCUGGAAGAAACAGCUUAGUGCCUGCAAGGAAGAGAGUGACACGCUCAGGGAAAAGAUUGCAGAACUAGAAGCUCAGUGUAACGAAGCCGAUCAGGAGAAACAGAAAAACGCCCAACUGUCUGUACGAGUGCAGGAGCUAGAGACCGAGCUGCAGGAAAAAGAGCAGGAGUUGGAGAACCUGAGGAAGCAGGCAGAGAUAAUCCCUCAGCUCAUGGCGGAGUGCGAGAGCAUCACGGCAAAACUGCAGACUGCCGAGACGAAGAACAAGGAACUGGAGGGGAGAGUAGAGGGUCUUCAGCUGGACAUAGAAGACAGUCAACAGAAGCAGGGCAACAUGAAGGGCGAGCUGAAGAAAUUCAUGGAUAUGCUGGAUGGAAAGAUAGACGAGCUGCAUGAGUUCAGACAGGGGCUCUCCAAGCUGGGUGUUGAUAACUGAGUAAAGUGGCACUGAGCUGAAAGGGUCAGAGGUCGGGUACGAAGGAUUCACUACAGUGUGUCUUCAGGGCAGAAACUAUGUGGCACCUACUCCCCCAAGGUGAUGUCCACUCAGACACUAUCAGCUUUGGCUUCUAAUAAACACUACCAUGUGAGAAAGAGAUGUUUUCGGAGAGAGAGGGAGAGAGAGAGAGAGAGAGAGAGACUGGCAGGAGGAGGGCCAGCAUGCUCCACCAAAUGGCUCCAUUUUGUGCGCUGGCAUUCUGAAACUAAAUCAGGAGUCUCACUUUGAGCUUACUUAUCUGUUUUCUGUUUGGGGGAAAUGGCUUUAAAAGCUGGUGGUGGGUUCUUAGAUUCUGUACAUCUGUCUUUUUUUUUAUUUUUAUGAAGGCUGCAGCACUUCACAGGCAGCUUAGGGUAGAAGAGGGGACUUUAAAGGGCUAAAAUGAACAACACACAAAGACAAUGCUGGUCGGCAUCACUCUAGUAAUAAUUGGUGUUAAUCCUUGUGAGCCCCCUCAGAGAAUUAGAGAUGAAAUAUUUCUACGGACUGUCCUGGCUGUUGCCUCUUGUCUAUCUCAGGUGUUUCAGAAGACAGUUUGUACUCAUUAGAUCAUAUGCACAUACAUGACAAACGGCCGUGACACAAAGUGCCUCCAGGUGAGUCUAAACCUACCUGGCGAGGAGAACUGGCCAAGUGAUGACCAUCACCAUAAUAUGAACUACAUGGUUUUUGUCAGUAAAUCUGAUGAGCAUCAAACAUCCACUUAUAAAAUGAAAUGAGAAGAAAAAGCAGAGAGGUUGUUAGUGGAUGUUAACGUGGUGAUAAACUCAAAGGUCAAAACAGGUGUUUGCACAAAAACUGGUCCGAGGAGAGACCGCAGCAGGAAGUCAUCAACUCUCUAGUGGGUGUUUUCCGUAAACACUCCUUUUGAUUUUAUUUGCAUGAAGAAGGACACUCUCUUGUUUAAGGAGCUCUCCUUCAGAAACAUCCAAAAAUAAUAAUAGGUUCCCCUUUUUUUUCCUGUGAGUGUAGUGUAGUGUUCAGAGGACUUUGUGUGUGCGAUAAGAUUUUUUUUUUAUCCAUUUGUAAAACAAAGAUGUCCCCUAGGCUGUUGAUGUGCUUCCUACACACUAGUUUUUGUUAUGGUGGUGGUUAUUUGUGGGUGAGGGGACUUGGUGCUGCUCAGUGGGUGAAUAAUGUGAACGUGUACUUCACUGGUGACAUUUAGUUUGGCACUGUCAGAUUCUUGGUUUCUGUUUUACAUAUUUAUUUAUUUUGGUGCCUCUCUGCAACUAGUGUUUCUAGAACAUACCAAGUAAAUCGACCUUCACCUAAUGUCUCUAUAGAUGUACGAUAAUGUAUCAUAUAUAUAUAUAUAUAUAUACCAAACUGUCAGGAUUCAGAGGUUUUAUAAUUAUUGAGGAUUUGUUUGCAGGAUGAUGUCGCAGCUGCUUUUGGGGAAGUCCAUAUUCAAACAUGGUACAUUUGAAAAUCAAAGGCAUAUGUUGUCGUGGUAUAUUUACGGGGUGAUACUAUGAUGUUAUAAGUAUAUUUUUUCAUCACUGUUUUGAUCUACGAAGGGACAUUUUGCUUCUUUCUCUGUUUAACCCCACUGUUCGUAAGUCUCCUGAACCUGGAACACAAAGUAUGAUCCUGUCUUUUAAAACCAACGCCUCUUGUGCACUUUUGUGACUCCUGUUCAAUAUUGUACAAUAGAA